This is a messenger RNA of Lycium ferocissimum, 1144 nucleotides long. RefSeq names its product glutaminyl-peptide cyclotransferase-like. Gene Ontology annotation, molecular function: glutaminyl-peptide cyclotransferase activity. The transcript has 11 exons. Bases 16 to 921 code for a protein of 301 amino acids. Lineage: Eukaryota; Viridiplantae; Streptophyta; Magnoliopsida; Solanales; Solanaceae. The record is from RefSeq and is a predicted model, not a curated record.
UCUUGACAACUAUUAAUGGUUUCUUCUACUUCAUAUCUACUUAACAAUCACACAAAAAUGUCUCUGCUGAAUCCAAGGUUUCUAAUCAUAAGCUUGAUUUUUCUACUGAGCAUCACCGUAUUCAGAGAAGCUGAAGCAUCAUAUAGAGUUUACAAAGCCAAAGUAGUCAAUGAAUUCCCUCACGACCCCCAAGCCUACACUCAGGGGCUUCUCUAUGCAGAAAAUAAUACACUCUUUGAAUCAACUGGACUUUACGGACGUUCAUCUGUUCGAAAAGUUGCAUUGCUGGACGGUAAGGUUGAGAGACUUCAUGAAAUGGAGUCUUCUUACUUUGGAGAGGGUCUAACUCUUCUUGGUGAGAGGUUGUUCCAACUAACAUGGUUGCUGGAUACCGGUUUCAUCUAUGAUCGAUACAACUUCAGCAAAUUCAAAAAGUUUACUCAUCACAUGCAAGAUGGUUGGGGAUUGGCAACUGAUGGGAAAGUACUUUUUGGAAGUGAUGGAACAUCAACAUUAUAUAAGAUUGACCCUAAGACAAUGAAAGUCAUCAGAAAACAAGUUGUAAAGUCUCAAGGGCAUGAAGUGCACUACCUCAAUGAGCUGGAGUAUGUGAAAGAUGAAGUCUGGGCGAAUGUUUAUGUGACUGAUUGCAUUGCUAGAAUUUCACCAAAAGAUGGCACUGUGAUCGGGUGGAUUCUCCUUCAACCUCUAAGAGAAGACUUAAUAUCAAGAGGAUAUAAGGACUUCGAGGUCCUGAAUGGAAUCGCAUGGGACAGAGAUGGUGACCGUAUUUUUGUGACAGGGAAACUAUGGCCAAAGCUCUUUGAGAUCAAGUUGCUCCCCCUCACACCGAAUGAUCCAUUGGCUGGAGAAAUCAAUAACUUGUGCAUCCCGAAAACCCGUUCUAUCUUGGAAAUUUAGAGAGCUGAUUAUGUUUAUCGUUUCUCAUGUAAACAUCCAUUUAUUGAUCAAUUCUUCCUAUAUGUUACGUCUAUUGCUAUGUAUAACAUAAGCUACUCAUGCACGCUGCAACACAACAAAAAAUGGAAUAAGGCAGUGCAAGUCUGUAAUAAAUUGUAGCAUUUUCGGGUAAAAAUAUCAAUAGGCAAAAACAGUCUGAAAUGGGGACUAAUAGAAGCACAGA